AUGUACGAUGAUACUAAUGAUGAAACUUAUGGUGAAGAUUUCAUCAUUAACUACAACAUCAUAUCAAUGUUGCCUGCAGAAUAUGAUAUGGUAUCGGAAGUCUCCGAAGCAAAGGAGGACUUCAUGCCAGACGAAACUGUUGGAGUGAAAAAUGAUGUUCCCAAGACGACAUUUCGAUGUCCUGGAGCUUUGGGAACAUACAAAUGGAUUGUGAUACCAUUUGGUUUAAACAACGCCGGAGCAACCUAUCAAAGAGCCAUGAAUGCCAUAUUCCAUGAUUUCAUUGAAAAUUUAUGCAGGAGACUUUUUAGGUUUCCUAGUACACAAGAAAGGCAUCGAGAUCAACCAAAACAAAACAAAACCAAUUUUGGAUCUCAAGCCUCCAUCGACAAAGCAACAACUUCAGUCUUUGUUGGGGAAGAUAAACUUCUUGAGAAGAUUUAUAUCAAAUCUAAGUGGCAAGACGAAGGUGUUUUCGCCACUACUCAAGAUCAAAAAGGAAAGUGA
Messenger RNA from Lathyrus oleraceus (garden pea), 507 nucleotides. RefSeq lists its product as uncharacterized. The record is from RefSeq and is a predicted model, not a curated record. NCBI's taxonomy places the organism in Eukaryota, Viridiplantae, Streptophyta, Magnoliopsida, Fabales, Fabaceae. The transcript is spliced from 3 exons. The coding region runs from base 1 to 507 and encodes 168 amino acids.